GAACGUUGCUAAGGUGGCUACGCAACAAGUGACUUUGGCUUCCCGCCCACCACAUGGUGCCGUUUACGUCGUUUUCGCAGAAAUCUGAAGGGUGACCACCCUAGUGCCUUCUGUGGUGCACCACAGAUUUCCACCGAAACUCUAUGCUCUUCUUAUGACAUUUCAGUGAUGGUAAUAUAAUACGAAUGGAUUGAAACACUAAUUUGUAUUGUGCCUUCAAAAACAACCAUUCGAUUUCAGUGCCUUCCAUUUAACCCCAAAAUAAAUAAAGAGUGACUUUUAUGAUGAAUCUUCACUUCGUUCCACUAUACACUUGAAGUGAAAAUUUUUGAGGGCGAAGUGUUCUUUAAACGUGAAUUGAAAUCCUGGCUAAAAUCGCUGAAUAAACAAUUUAAAUACUGAGAAAAUUCAAUAUUUCGACAGGUGAUCCAAGCACCUUGAUUUCCAUUGACAUUUCAUAAUAGUAAAGGAAGAUUAGGGAUUUACAGACUUUCGCGUCACAUAAAAUUAGAUAAUCUCUUGAUAAGGCUUCGUUACUAAUAUUUGUUUAUCGGAUUCCGCUGAAAAUAAAAGGUUGUGUAUUAUCUCCCUUUGAAGUUUACCGACAGAACACAGAAUCGCGUAAAAUUGGAACUAUUUUUCAGCGUGGAAAACCACAUAACUUGACGUGUCAGUCCAUAGAGACUUCGAAGACGAUCUCUGUGCGUUCGAAGUUAGUGCUUCGAUCAUCCAAGGCUUCGGUGUCGUGAACAGGGUGUUGACAGUUGUGAGCCCCCAAGGGGCUAUGGAUUCCGGCGAGUGUUGUGUCGCUCCUUCGGGAAAUACCAUAUCCGACGACCAAAUCGUACCGGCUCAUCCAGGCGAUUGCUGGAAUUCCAUACAAACUACCUCGCAGACUUUCGUAGACGCUUGGCUACUCCAAAUGCAGACCAGUGACCUGGAUACGUUCCUGCCCAAAUCGGAAUGGGAGCAACAUCUGGAGGAGGAGCUGGAGAAGCCAAGGCGCGAGGCAGUGCCACAGAUCGAGGAUUUCUUCGACCAGCAUCCUCACAGGAACCACCAGGCGCAUCCCAUGAGCUACGUGUCGAUGAGGUCCUUGCCCGGCACUGAGGACGACGUCUUUCUGCGCCCGCCGCUAUGGGAGGACAUCGCGAGCAGCAUACAGAACAUAGAUCCGGAGAACGCGAACAUGCUGGGGGUGGGCCAAGGCCAGGUCAAGAUGGAGGCGGUGGACGACAUAUCGGCCAACUGCGUUCCCACCCCUUCGCCGCUUCUGUCGCCCCUCGAGAUAAAAACGGAGAAGAUAAUGCACCCAUCCCCAACGCUACACCUCCUGAGCGACUCUACGUCUCCGUACAACCACCACCAGAACUCUAUGAGCCCUCAGUACCAGCAACAGACUCCCCUACACCUCCCUCCCACCCUACACAACAACAAUAACAACAACGCGCCACAGUACAAGUACAACAACAAUAACAACAUAACUGCGUCGUCUCCACCCACCAACGCCCUCUAUCCCCCUAUGUCCAGGCUGAUGUACGUUUCACCCCUAACCCCUCCCAGUUCGGAGCCCGGAUCUCCCGGUGGGGCGUUGCCACGGCGCACCCCUCCGCCACCCUAUCCUGUGCCGUGUCAGGGGAGUACAGGGUCGAUAGCGAGGUUAGGUGGGACCGGGGUUAAAUACAAUAGGAGAAAUAACCCGGAGUUGGAGAAGAGGAGAAUACAUCAUUGUGAUUUUUUAGGUUGUACAAAAGUAUACACGAAGAGUUCACACCUAAAAGCCCAUCAAAGGAUUCACACAGGCGAAAAGCCGUAUCAGUGCCAGUGGCCCGAUUGCGAAUGGAGAUUUGCCAGAUCCGACGAACUGACACGUCAUUACAGGAAACACACCGGGGCGAAACCCUUCAAAUGUAACGUAUGCGAAAGAUCUUUCGCGAGAUCCGAUCACUUGGCUCUCCAUAUGAAACGGCAUCUUCCCAAGACUUCCAAAUAGCUAGAGUUGGACCCGGAAACGGGAAACAUCCUGUUCUGACAAACUUGUAACUCAAUGAAUGCAGAGGAAAUGGUGUAAAUGUUGAAUCGCAAAUUUGUGCACGAGUCGUUUAUCAAAAAAACCACCAGUUAUUAUAGUUUA
Coccinella septempunctata (seven-spotted ladybird) is the source of this 2134-nucleotide messenger RNA. RefSeq names its product dendritic arbor reduction protein 1-like. The record is from RefSeq and is a predicted model, not a curated record. Bases 785 to 1993 code for a protein of 402 amino acids. The transcript is spliced from 5 exons. Gene Ontology annotation, molecular function: RNA polymerase II cis-regulatory region sequence-specific DNA binding; DNA-binding transcription factor activity, RNA polymerase II-specific. Gene Ontology annotation, biological process: regulation of transcription by RNA polymerase II. NCBI's taxonomy places the organism in Eukaryota, Metazoa, Arthropoda, Insecta, Coleoptera, Coccinellidae.